Cherax quadricarinatus is the source of this 3751-nucleotide messenger RNA. Lineage: Eukaryota; Metazoa; Arthropoda; Malacostraca; Decapoda; Parastacidae. The record is from RefSeq and is a predicted model, not a curated record.
CUCUUGACCUCUUUCUUGACAGCGUGCCGAGAGGUGGCCUUCUUGUACGCGCUGACCUCUGCAGCAGUGACCCACACAGUGACCAGGGCGUGCACAGAGGGCACCAUCGAUUCCUGUAACUGUGACUACCGUGCCAAGGGACCCUCGGGUAUGGACUGGGAGUGGGGCGGCUGCUCAGACAACAUCGACUUCGGCAACAAGUUCGCUCGACUCUUCGUCGACGCUGGCAUGAAAGGCAGGGAUCCACGCUUCCCCAUCGACCUUCACAACAACGAAGUGGGCAGACUGCAUGUGAAGGACAACAUGAGGAAGGAGUGCAAAUGUCACGGUAUGUCUGGCUCCUGCACCGUCAAGACUUGUUGGUGGAGACUUCCCUACUUCAGAAGGGUGGGCGAUGCCCUCAAGGACCGGUUCGACGGAGCAUCUCGGGUACUGGUGAAGAACUUGGGCAGCCCGCGCACGCCCAACGACCGCCGCCCUAAUCGCAGGCGCAAGAGCAGGCGCAGGAGGAGGAAGUCGUUCAGACUCUUCCGUCCCUACAACCCUGACCACAAGCCGCCCUCCAAGAAGGACCUGGUCUACCUGGAGGAGUCUCCCGACUUCUGCGUCAGGAACCAACAACUUGGCAUCAUCGGGACGCGGGGCAGAGAGUGCAACAAGACCAGCAUAGGCGUGGAUGGUUGCGACCUCAUGUGCUGCGGUAGAGAGUACCACACACAGGUGGUGGAGGUAGAGGAGAGGUGCUCCUGCACCUUCCAAUGGUGUUGCGUCGUCAAAUGCAAGACAUGCAAGUACAUGAAGACUAUCCACACCUGCUCCUAGUGCCACACCUGCUCCUGGUGCUACGUCUGCUCCUAGAGCUGCAUCUGGUACUAGGUACCUUCCCAAGAGAUGAAGUCCUGCAUAAAAGCGCACUAUAUAUAUAUAUAUAUAUAUAUAUACACACACACGGGAGCACACUCACCAGUACAUCGCUGCAAUGUCGUGCGUGUGGACGCCUGCGGCUGCCGCAUUGAAAGAGCAGCACGCACAUGUUACCUAGACAGUGUAAACACAAGGACAGCCGUUGCUUUCAUCACAUCACUUGUAUAUACGACAAUAGCCACAAAAAGAAAGCCAAAAAGGAAUGUAAAUAAAUGACUCUCAGUUUGUAAAUAUAGAAAAAUAUAGUUUCAAAGGAGGUUUGUAAAUAUAACACGACAGCAGAAUAUCUUGAUAAAUAUUAUCGUGUUAUUUAGAGUAGCAUUCCUAACACAGUAUCAAUAUACUUUACGCAAAAAGAAGAGAAACAAUACAUUGUGAAACUACUCUGCCAAUUAGAGAGUUCUGUAGCGAGUGUAAACAAUCUUGUCUGUGCUUAACAGUUUGAAUGAACAGUUGCAACAGUCUUGCAGUUGAGAGAUGUGAAAACACAAGACUACUUUCGCCUAACAAUAUAACAGUGUUAUAUAAAAAAAAUAUGCUUUGAAAAAUACAGUUUCACUGAACACGUUUGGACGUCAGACCGACGGAGAGACAUAAGGAGCAAACCCCACCUAUUACUGUAGCUUAGAAAAUGUCCUAAUUUUUUUUUAAAUUGUACGAUUUAAUAGCCUUGUUCUAGCAGGCAUUGCGAGUGUCGUGUGCAGGUCUCCGGUGAUGUGCUGGCCAACUUGUGGUGUCAGGGGGUUAAAAUGCCCCAGGAAUUAUUAUUCGAUCUCCUGACGAUGUGUAUGUCAACAAGUUCGUGGAAGAAUGACCUUAAAUACCCCAAAGAAUAUGGUGUUGCAGAUUCUAAGGCCAUCGUGUGAGGGGGGGGGGAGGGGGAGGAAGGGGAUGUAAAGGGAAUAAGCAGUGCAGAAUUUGGGAGAUGGAAACUUAAAAUAUUUCCCGUGAGGACUCAAUAUGCGGUUUAUGCGCACCAGCUACUUGAUCAGUUCACACAGGCAAAACGUUGUCUUAAUAAAUGCGCUAAAGGUAGUGUGUGGGCCACAUUAACAUACUUCGUGAAGUAUUCCUAAAGGGUGUUCCUGAGGGUCAACGCCCCCGCGGCCCGGUCCAUGACCAGGCCUCGCGGUCCAUGACCAGGCCUCGCGGUGAAUCAGAGCCUGGUCAACUUGUUGGCAAGUUAUACCACUGUUCUACAAUCCUCCUUUAAGCCAAAAGAACUGCAGGGCGAUACGAAGACACUAGCAAAGCAAACCUUUCUUUAGGCAACGUUUCGCUCAGAGGUGAGUUUUUCCAAAUAAUGACUUACAAAAUAAAGUCUCGCUGUUACCAUGCUAAACAUGUUUUGUUUCACCUGACUUUUCGCCCAUGUUGACUGCCAUCUAAGAGAACUGGAAGCCAAAGUGACAGCAAAGAGAAAAUGUCCGAUGUUUCGCCUCUUAAAAGGAAAAGUGCCGGUCUCCAAAAAUUAAAACAGUUAAAUGAAGAGAUCCAUAAAACCGAAGGACCUGGAAGUAAAGGACCCUUAAAGUUAAAGGACCUGGAAGUAAAGGACCCUUAAAGUUGAAGGACCUGGAAGUAAAGGACCCUUAAAGUUGAAGGACCUGGAAGUAAAGGACCCUUAAAGUUGAAGGACCUGGAAGUAAAGGACCCUUAAAGUUGAAGGACCUGGAAGCAAAGGACCCCUAAAGUUGAAGAACCUGGAAGCAAAGGACCCUUAAAAUUGAAGGACCUGGAAGUAAAGGACCCCUAAAGUUGAAGGACCUGGAAGCAAAGGACCCUUAAAAUUGAUGGACCUGGAAGUAAAGGACCCCUAAAGUUGAAGGACCUAGAAGCAAAGGACCCUUAAAGUUGAAGGACCUGGAAGUAAAAUUAUUAUAAUAAAAAAGAAGUGCUAAACCACAAGGGCUAUACAGUAAAGGACCCUUAAAACUGAAGGAACUUUUAUUUCACUGUUAUAAAAAUAAUGACUUUAAAUUACUCUAAUAUACAUGGGGGAAGCGCUAAAUCCUCAAGGGUCAAAUAGUACCCUGAGAAGUGAGAGGAAAUCAGGCUUGAUCCCUUAGAUCAAGAGCCCUUCACCUCAAGGACCCCCCCCCCCUCCCCUCAAGCGACUGGAACUAGAGGUGAGAGAAAGUAACACAAAGUGUAACUGGGGGAGCUGAGAACAAGAAGGAAAACUGGGGGAGCACCUGGGGAAUGAGGGGUCAUGAGCUUUGGUCCAUAGAAGAGGAAGGAUAGCUCCGAUUCCAUAGAACGAGAGCGCUUCACCAGCGUCAAGUAACCCUUAUUCUGUUUUAUAUAUUCUAUUUUAAACUUGGAGGUCACUCUUGACCUGGGUGAAAGCGCACACUGAGGACCACCCAUCCAACUGCUGCUGGCAAUGGGUAACGGUCUUAGAUGAUAGACGCCCUCCCGUGGUGGAGGUAAGACCAGGAGGACACACUCCAUUGUGGUCCUGGUGAUGGCAGCCCUCCCGUGGUGGAGGUAAGACCAGGAGGACACACUUCAUUGUGGUCCUGGUGAUGGCAGCCCUCCCGUGGUGGAGGUAAGACCAGGAGGACACACUCCAUUGUGGUCCUGGUGAUGGCAGCCCUCCUGUGGUGGAGGUAAGACCAGGAGGACACACUCCAUUGUGGUCCUGGUGAUGGCAGCCCUCCUGUGGUGGAGGUAAGACCAGGAGGACACACUUCAUUGUGGUCCUGGUGAUGGCAGCCCUCCUGUGGUGGAGGUAAGACCAGGAGGACACACUCCAUUGUGGUCCUGGUGAUGGCAGCCCUCCUGUGGUGGAGGUAAGACCAGGAGGACACACUCCAUUGUGGUC